CCACCCCCGGCCGCUUCCGGCGGCGGCGCUGACGUCACGGGGCGGGGGCGGGGCCCCUCGGGUCACGUGGGGGCGGCGGCGGCGCGAGCGGAGCGCGGGAGCGGAGGAGCCGGCGGCCAAUGAGAGCGGCCUGGGCUGCGCUGUCGCUGCUGCUGCUGCCCGGGCUGGGCCGCAGGGUGACGGUGACAGGGACAGCGGGCACGGCCACCAUGGAGGGGACAGCGCUGGGGACAGCCGGGAACGGCACCGCCGGGGACAGAGGGGACACCGCGGGUGACACCGCAGGGGACACCGGGGAGGUCUCGGCCGCCUUCGUCACCUGCCCCAACCUCAGCGUGGCCACCGAGCUGGCCAGGGCUCUGGUCCAGCAGCGUUUGGCCGCCUGCGUCAACAUCGUCCCCGGAGUGACCUCGGUGUACACGUGGCAGGGCAAGCUGGAGGAGGACAGCGAGGUCCUGCUGAUGAUCAAGACCCGCAGCUCCCGGGUGCCGGCGCUGAGCGACUUCGUGCGGAGCCACCACCCGUACGAGGUGCCCGAGGUGGUGGCGCUGCCGGUGGCGCAGGGGAACCCCCCGUACCUGCGCUGGGUGCGCGACAGCGUGCCGCCCUGAGACACGCCAGAAACCCCCAAAAACCCCCCAAAAUACCCCAAAACCACCCCAAAACCACCCCAAAAACCACCCCAAAACAACCCCAAAAGAACCCGAAAACCACCCCAAAAACACCUCAAAACCACCCCAAAACCACCCAAACCCACCCCCAAAAAAACCCCCAAACCCCCAACAAUCCACUCAAAAAUCCCCCCCCAAAUCCCCCUUAAACCUCCCAAAAAAACCCCAAAAUUCCCCCCCCAAAAAACCCCUAAAUCCCCCCAAAAUCCCCCCCCGAAAUCCCCCCGAGAAAAAGCCGAGUGAGCAAACAAACAUCCCCCAAAAUCCCUAAAAAUCCCCCAAAAAUCUCCCCACAAAAAUCUCCCCAAAACUCCCCAAAAAUUCCCACAAAUCCCAUGAGAAAUCCCCCCCAAAUCCUCCCACAAUUCCUACAGAAAUCCCCCAAAAGCCCAAAAUGGCCCCAAAAUCCCCUCGGAGCUGGGGGGGACCCCGAAAUCCCGGGGGAGGGGACGGGGAAUAAAGAGCAGAACCCCAAAA
This is a messenger RNA of Haemorhous mexicanus (house finch), 1148 nucleotides long. Its product is annotated as divalent-cation tolerance protein CutA-like. Gene Ontology annotation, biological process: response to metal ion. Bases 120 to 611 code for a protein of 163 amino acids. NCBI's taxonomy places the organism in Eukaryota, Metazoa, Chordata, Aves, Passeriformes, Fringillidae. Gene Ontology annotation, molecular function: copper ion binding. The record is from RefSeq and is a predicted model, not a curated record. The transcript has 7 exons.